Sinocyclocheilus grahami is the source of this 566-nucleotide messenger RNA. RefSeq names its product rab GDP dissociation inhibitor beta. NCBI's taxonomy places the organism in Eukaryota, Metazoa, Chordata, Actinopteri, Cypriniformes, Cyprinidae. Gene Ontology annotation, molecular function: Rab GDP-dissociation inhibitor activity. The transcript is spliced from 5 exons. Gene Ontology annotation, cellular component: cytoplasm. Gene Ontology annotation, biological process: small GTPase-mediated signal transduction; vesicle-mediated transport. The record is from RefSeq and is a predicted model, not a curated record. The coding region runs from base 1 to 405 and encodes 134 amino acids.
AUGGGAUGUGGGAAAAACUGGAAUGUAGAUCUGAUUCUUAAGUUCCUGCUUGCAAACGCCAACUCCUGCCAGAUCGUCCUCCCGCAGACGCACCUCAACAGGAAGUCAGAUAUCUACGUGUGUUUGCUGUCCUUCGCUCAUAACGUGGCAGCGGAAGGCAACUACAUUGAUGUGGUCAGCACGAUGGUGGAAACCUGCUACCCGGAGAAGGAGGUCCAGCCCGGUCUGGAGCCCAUCGUGGAGAAGUUUGUGUCUGUCAGUAACCUGAUGGUCUGGACAGACGACGGCCGCAGGAGUCCGAUCUUCAUCUCCCGCUCAUACGACCACAUCAUGGAUCUGUACCGCCGCGCCACAGGCUCCGAGUUCAUCCUCAGGGACCCCAGAGAGACCGACGCUGACGACUGAACGAGCGACACCACUAACACUAAUGAAGAAAGUGUUGUUUCUUCAUUAGAUUAGCGUUGAUCAUCAUUUCAGUCGUGUGCAGUUUCUCCAGGUGUGGGUCAGUGGGGUCUACGGUUUCUGGUUCCUCUCCUGUGUUUUACAGAAGAGGGAGAGUCGUAGAU